Dacryopinax primogenitus is the source of this 816-nucleotide messenger RNA. RefSeq names its product cytoplasm protein. The transcript has 4 exons. The record is from RefSeq and is a predicted model, not a curated record. Lineage: Eukaryota; Fungi; Basidiomycota; Dacrymycetes; Dacrymycetales; Dacrymycetaceae. Gene Ontology annotation, cellular component: cytoplasm. Bases 1 to 816 code for a protein of 271 amino acids. Gene Ontology annotation, molecular function: metal ion binding; methylthioribulose 1-phosphate dehydratase activity.
AUGUCAAUCUCACGGCACAGCUCUACUGCCAAAUAUACGCGGCUUGACGAGCAUCAGCACCAUGACGACGAGGACGAUGAGAGCAUCCACAGCGACGGCACCGUGGACGAGCUCAUCCAGUCCGAUGAUCCUGAACACCCGGCAAAUUUGAUUCCUGAGCUUUGCAGAGGGUUCUACACGCUCGGCUGGGUAACGGGCACUGGAGGCGGCAUCUCGCUCAAGAGCGGUAACUUGGUCUACCUCGCUCCAUCUGGUGUUCAGAAAGAACGAAUCCUCCCCGAGCAUAUCUUCGUACUGCCUUACCCUCAGCCCGCGGUUGUCAAAGCGCAUACGGAGCGGACGUUCCUACGCAAGCCAAAGCAGGAGGGGCUAAAGGAGAGCGCAUGCACCCCGCUCUUUUGGAACGCAUAUGAGCUCAGAAACGCUGGCGCUUGCAUCCAUACGCAUAGUCAGCAUGCGGUCAUGGCAACGUUGCUCUGGAAGGGUGAGGUAUUCGAGAUCAGUCACCAGGAAAUGAUCAAGGGUAUUCGGAUUGGAGGGACAGGCAAGACACUGUCGUAUCUGGACACCUUGGUUGUGCCCAUCAUUGAGAACACCCCACACGAGGAGGAUCUAACAGAGAGCAUGAGCGAGAUGAUGCAGAAAUACCCUGAUGCUGCUGGAAUCCUGGUGCGAAGGCAUGGGUUGUAUGUGUGGGGCCCAACCUGGCAGAGCGCGAAGACUCAAGCCGAGUGCUUGGACUACCUCUUCGAGAUCGGUGUGAAGAUCAAGCUCAUGGGUCUGCCAGUCUGCCCUGCGAAGGAAGGCGGUUUGUAG